Molecule: messenger RNA, 129 nt
Organism: Didymodactylos carnosus
Lineage: Eukaryota; Metazoa; Rotifera; Eurotatoria; Philodinida; Philodinidae
Source: the annotation of a GenBank genome assembly
GGUUCAACAUGUCUGCAUGUCGCGUGUUAUUACGGUCAUAAAGAACUGGUUCAAGUUUUAUUAGAUUAUGGUGCAUUGACUUCAAUUAGAAAUUUAAGAUAUAAUUUGACACCAUACGAAGAAGCAUAG